CCUUCGGGGAAAACCAAACCAAAAAAAAAAAAAUGUCAAUGUCAAAAAUGACAGUUGAAUGUUUACGUUUGUUUUGUACCUAGUGGAUUUUUCGUUUUUAUUGUGUUUUAAGGUGGUUUUAAGGAAGAAGAGAUGUAUUUACCUGUUAUUUUUAUCCUCAUAAUACAAAUUUCAUACUCUCACAACCGGAAGAGUGGUUGUGGGUGUAAUAUAGGGCGGACUUAUUCCCAAAAAAAGGACUUUACUAGUGUAUUUGGAAUUCAGAAGAUUGAGCAGUGUCCCAUUGGUUUACUAACUGAUGAUUUUCAAGAUCUCAACCCUGAUUCUACUGAAGAUAUGGUCCUGAUACCAGUUGGAAGUUAUCAGGUCGGUACUGAUGAUGUAGCUAUAGAAAGCGACAAAGAGGGUCCGAAAAGAAUCAUUGACUUGAAAAGUUUCUACCUGGACAAAUACGAAGUAUCAAACAGGGAUUUUAGUCGAUAUGUUAUGUUAACUAAUUAUAAGACUGAAGCAGAAGAAUUCGGAGAUAGUUUUGUAUUUUCUUUAUUCCUGAACAGUACUUUUAAGGAGCAACUUAAAGACUAUCGUGUUGUACAGGCUCUGUGGUGGUAUAAAGUUUUUGGUGCUGAUUGGAAACAUCCAUAUGGACCGGAUUCUAAUAUAACAGGUGUUAUGGACCACCCAGUGAUCCACGUAUCCUGGCGAGAUGCACGAGCGUACUGCGCGUGGAGGGGGGCACGGCUGCCAUCUGAAGCAGAAUGGGAAGCAGCUUGUCGGGGUGGUCACCGUGACACCAAGUACCCGUGGGGCAAUAAGCUGUUCCCUGAUCGAAAGCAUAUGGCUAACAUAUGGCAAGGGACGUUUCCAAAUCACAACUCAGCUAAAGACGGAUAUGUCGCCACAAAUCCAGUUAAUAUGUUUCCACCCAAUGACUUUGGUCUUUACAACAUGGCUGGCAACGUUUGGGAGUGGACUGAAAAUGCUUGGUCACCUGAUAAGCCACAAGAGAAAGUGAAGAAAGGAGGUUCAUAUCUGUGCCAUCGCUCGUAUUGUUACCGUUACCGGUGUUCAGCUCGCUCACACAAUACCGAGGACAGUACAGCAGGGAACCUCGGCUUCCGAUGCGCGAAAUCUGUUAAUAAAUACUAAUGAUCUCCAUAUUUGGCUGUUGCAGUCAGUUGUAUAGAAUAGAAAGGGAACUUGAAUGCAAAAGGUACAAAAUAUUUGUGUACAAGUUUAAAGGAACUUUGCUAUGUGAUAGUUCUAAAUACAUUCCAAUUGAAUGUAAGCACCUACAUCCUUUGAAACGUAAAAAAAUACCUUCCAUAUAAUAAUCCUUUUGUGAAGUGUGUUAAAAAUGUUGUUGUAUUAGAAUAUCCACAUUGCAUUUAUUUGAAACUGUUCUAUUAUCAGUGACAGUUGAGAGGGAGUUAAAUUCCGUUCCUAUUCUACUUGGUUUGUACAACUUUUAUAGUACUUAAAUAAUAUUAAGAAACCAUCCGGCACCUCGCUGUUUUAAUAUCUGUAAUAGUAUGUAUACAUUUUAAAUAAACCAUUUACUAAUAAACCAUUAUAUACCUAAAAUAUACGUAACUAGUCUUCCAACUUAUGAUUUGUAUAUAAUUGUAAGUGUUACUGAAUGUUCCUAAGUUGAAAUGUAUAAAACUUCUUUUACUGGGAUAUACAUACAUAUACCUUUUUGUAGAAUUUUUGUGUGCAAUGUAAUUAUGCAUGUGAUAAUUUUCAUCUCACUUGAUACUUAAAGAAAUAAACAUGGAGUGAUCUGGUA
Messenger RNA from Pectinophora gossypiella (pink bollworm), 1789 nucleotides. Its product is annotated as formylglycine-generating enzyme. Gene Ontology annotation, cellular component: endoplasmic reticulum. Bases 133 to 1149 code for a protein of 338 amino acids. NCBI's taxonomy places the organism in Eukaryota, Metazoa, Arthropoda, Insecta, Lepidoptera, Gelechiidae. The record is from RefSeq and is a predicted model, not a curated record. The transcript has 4 exons.